Messenger RNA from Lucilia sericata (common green bottle fly), 1435 nucleotides. RefSeq names its product DNA polymerase delta subunit 2 (gene PolD2). Gene Ontology annotation, biological process: DNA strand elongation involved in DNA replication; DNA replication. Gene Ontology annotation, cellular component: delta DNA polymerase complex. The transcript has a single exon. The record is from RefSeq and is a predicted model, not a curated record. Gene Ontology annotation, molecular function: DNA binding. Bases 124 to 1407 code for a protein of 427 amino acids. Lineage: Eukaryota; Metazoa; Arthropoda; Insecta; Diptera; Calliphoridae.
CAACUAUUUUAUGUUAUUGCUUAACUACCAUCACUAGUAAGGCGGCUAAAUUAGCAAACAAAACAUUGCAAACAAUUUCCUAAUAUUAAAUAAAAUUACAAAAAAUUAAAAUUUACAAACAAAAUGUCUACUCAACAAUAUGAAAAUCAUUCACAAAAGUUCUUAAUUAAAUCUUUUGAUUAUCAAAAACAAUUUUCCCAUCUUUAUGCCCAUCGUUUGGCCGAAAUGUCGACAUUAAUGCAAAAACGAGCCAUUGAAGAGUGGGGCUCAAAGGUGCCCAUAAAGAAAUUGUGUGAUUUAAGAGAAGAUACCGAAGAGGAAUGCAUUAUUAUAGGUACCAUAUACAAACAUCAGGCACACAAACCCAGCAUAUUGAAAGAGAUUUCGGAAGAAAACCAGUUGGCACCACAGCCGCCGCGAGAAAAUUACUCUGAUCCGGAGGAUAAAGUAAUAUUGGAAGAUGAGUUGCAGCGUGUACGUUUGCAUGGUAAGGUAAGAAGUGAAGAAAUGGCUACGGGCAUUGUAUGCGCCGCCAUGGGUCUGAUAGAAGAAGAUGGACGUUUUGAUGUCCAAGGAAUAAUAUUUUAUGAGAGUGGUCCACAAAGGCCGCUAAAAGAGAAAGGCGGCGAGCAGCGUCUUUUGAUCUUGGUAUCUGGUUUAGAUUGGGUACAAUCUCACAAUUAUGUGGACUCCUUAAAUCUGUUGCAACACUGGUUAAGGGGCAACUUACUAAGUGGCCAGAAAGCGAAAAAUGUACGCAUGAUUAUUGCAGGCAAUUCGGUUAGAAGUUGUGAAGAGAAACGUGUGCCCACGCUGCAAACGAAAUCCAAUGAUUCCCAUGACACUAUCGAUGCUAUGAAGGCAUUAGAUGACUGGUUUAACGCCUGGUCGAGUUCAUUGGCCAUAGAUGUUAUGCCCGGUCCCUAUGAUCCCGCUAAUUUUAUGUUGCCCCAACAACCCUUCCACAGUUGUAUGUUUCCCACAGCCAGCCAACAUGAAAAUUUUCAAAGUGUUUCCAAUCCUUAUGCCUGUACAGUAGAUGAUGCUCUAAUUGUGGGUACGGCCGGUCAAAAUGUUAAGGAUUUAAUACGUUGCACAGCUAUAGAAAAACCCUUAGAUGCUUUGCGUUUUACCCUGCAAUGGGGUCAUAUAGCACCUACUGCUCCCGAUACCUUGGCCUGUUAUCCCUACAUCGAUUCGGAUCCCUUUAUUAUGAAGGAAUGUCCACAUAUUUAUUUUGCUGGCAACUGUAAUGAGUUUUCCUCCCUACUGCAUGAGGGUUCGAAGGGCCAGAAAACUAGAUUGGUUUGUGUGCCCAGUUUUGCCACCACACAAAGUGUGGCCGUGGUAAAUUUGGAAACUUUAGAAUGUCAUGAAAUAUCUUUCAAUUGUGCACAAGCAGAUUAAUAAUAAAAUUAAACAAAAAACUAAACAA